GACGACUCUGCCGUCCCAGAGUGGAAGGACAAUUACCUCGACUACAAGCAAGCCAAGAAGAAGCUGCAUGCAGUCCGCAAAGCUGUUCGUGGCGUACCCGGCUCUGCAAAACCAAGACCGACUCCACGAAACUCCGUCCGAGAUGCGCCAGUGUCUGCUUUGCUGCGACGACAACAACAGACCUUUUCGGCCAAUGCCACUACGCCCAUCGCCCGGAUUGGCCAUGUCAGAUCCUUCAGCGAUUCGCACGAAGCUGCAGCAUCGCAACUCGGUGGCAGUGGCUCAGUAUCUGCACCCAUCCCGAUCAAUGAGCGUAGUCCGCUUCAGCCCAAAAACAAGGCGGAAGAGGGACAGGGCUGUAUGACAAGCUAUGGCAGCAUCAUCGGCAGUCCUCCUCACAGUGACGAGGUAACUCGCUUCAAUUCACGCCAAGCACCCUCUGUGCAGCUGCCACCUCCCGCUGUCGACGACACCGACGGGGGCGACGACGAUGCUGAGUCCGACGAUAGCCAA
This is a messenger RNA of Sphaerulina musiva SO2202, 513 nucleotides long. RefSeq lists its product as uncharacterized. The record is from RefSeq and is a predicted model, not a curated record. The transcript has 3 exons. The annotation marks the transcript as partial. NCBI's taxonomy places the organism in Eukaryota, Fungi, Ascomycota, Dothideomycetes, Mycosphaerellales, Mycosphaerellaceae.